AUGGAUUCCGACGGUUCAGACGAAAUGAUGUACGACGAUAAUCGUGAAAUGGAAGAGGAAGAUGAUAGUGAUACGGAGUCAGAGGAGAAAGAUGAGAAAUCUGAUGAGUUCCAGAUUCUAAAUCCCGCCGCCCUAGAUAGCACAAUGACCACCUCGAUCUCAGGAGUCGUGGAAACCCUAGAAAUCCCAUCUGGCACUGCUCGAAUCCUUCUACAGAAAUUCAAAUGGAACAACGACAUUCUAAUGGACAAAUUCUACGAGAGCACCGAUGUGGAGAGCCUUUUGAAAGUUCACAAAAUCGAAUCUUCUGAAUCCCAAGGAGCCUCCGAAACCGGAGACUGUGAUAUCUGCUGUGACACUGGAACUCUUACCGGAAUGUCUUGUGGCCACGUGGCAUGUUACGAGUGCUGGAAGAUGUUCAUCAUGGAGCAAGUCAAAGAGGGACACAGUGAGAUUCAGUGCAUGGCGUCGAAAUGUGAACUUUUGAUGCCUGAUGAGAAAGUUUUGGGGUAUUUGGAAGAUUCUGAACCUUUGAAAAGUAUGAUUCUCAAUAAUUAUGUACAAACGAACGUCUUCUUGAAAUGGUGUCCAGGACCAAACUGUGAGAACGCCGUAAAAAGUGACUACUGUAAUCCCCACCUUGUGACUUGCACCUGUGGCACACGCUUCUGCUUCUCGUGCUGUGACGACUUUCACAACCCAAUCAACUGUCGCCAGAUGAAGCUAUGGCUCAAAAAGUGCAGCGAGAGCGGGGAAAACGCCAAGUGGAUUAUUCAGAAUACAAAGGACUGUCCAAAGUGUCUGACGUCGAUUGAGAAGAAUGGCGGGUGUAACUAUAUGAGGUGCACGAAGCCAGCGUGUGGCUAUCAGUUUUGUUGGAUUUGUAUGGACAGUUGGGAGGUGCAUAAGCAUGCGUGGUAUAAAUGUAGCAGCUUUGACAAAUCCAAGGACACUAAUCGAAAGGAGUACCGCAGCAACCACGAUCGCUAUCUGUUCUUCUACAAUCGAUUUCGUAUUCAUGUGGAAAGUGUGAAGCUUGAGAAGAAGCUCGUCGCGAAAGUCGAAAAACUAAUGGACAAAAUGCAACAGCGCUCGAUCCCCUGGGCCGAGGUUCGCUUCCUGCCAGCCGCCGUCGACACGCUAUCCAACUGCCGUCGGACCCUAACGUACACCUACGUCUUUGCCUUCUAUCUGAACAGUAACAACCACUCGAUUAUGUUUGAAAACAAUCAGAAGGACCUAGAAAUGGCCACUGAGCAAUUGUCAGGCUUUUUGGAGCGAGAUAUGGAGAAGGUGGAUGAUUUGAAGGCGUUGAAUCGAGAUGUUCAGGACAAGUGUCGAUAUGUGGAGCAUCGGAGGAAAGUGCUCUUGGAUCAUUGCUCAGAAGGUGUGGAGCAGGGCAUUUGGAAUUUUAUCGAAGAGUAA
This is a messenger RNA of Caenorhabditis briggsae, 1425 nucleotides long. The coding region runs from base 1 to 1425 and encodes 474 amino acids. Gene Ontology annotation, cellular component: nucleus; ubiquitin ligase complex; cytoplasm. The record is from RefSeq and is a predicted model, not a curated record. Gene Ontology annotation, molecular function: ubiquitin conjugating enzyme binding; ubiquitin protein ligase activity; zinc ion binding. NCBI's taxonomy places the organism in Eukaryota, Metazoa, Nematoda, Chromadorea, Rhabditida, Rhabditidae. Gene Ontology annotation, biological process: positive regulation of proteasomal ubiquitin-dependent protein catabolic process; protein polyubiquitination; ubiquitin-dependent protein catabolic process. The transcript is spliced from 4 exons.